Molecule: messenger RNA, 2062 nt
Organism: Xylaria bambusicola
Lineage: Eukaryota; Fungi; Ascomycota; Sordariomycetes; Xylariales; Xylariaceae
Product: peptidase family M28
Exons: 3
Coding region: 200-1387 (395 amino acids)
Molecular function (GO): zinc ion binding; glutaminyl-peptide cyclotransferase activity
Source: RefSeq, a predicted model, not a curated record
ACCUUCGUAAACACUUCUGUGUCCUCUGGAACAAUACUACGAUACCCUUCCAAGGUUCUUAUUUAUUGCCAUUCAUUAAAUCAUCUGCACUACAGUCGUAGCCCAUUGCGCUCGACUGUUUCUUCUUGUGGAAUUUUCGAUCGCCAGACCACUAUGAGUAGCCCCCUUGAAUUGAGGUGACAGGACGUAAAAGAGCAGUAUGACGCUCUUCUGGCCGCGGCCAGCGCAAACCGUCGCGGCACGCCAGUCCGCAGCUGAGCUUGCAAUCACCGUCCUAGCGCCCGUUUCACUGCUCUUGCAUCUACUUGCAUUGUUUUCAUGCCUUGCAUCGCCUGCUCUAGCCUACACAGCGCUCUCAGAUCAUUUUCUAAAGCUCGUACCAUCGGGCGGUGAUGACUUCGACAUUGAUCAUGGCAAGCUGCUAGCACCGAUACUGAUCCCGCGGGUACCCGGCACGCCUGGUCAGGUCGCUGCACAGGAGCACUUUGUCAACUUUUUCCGCACCGAACUCCCCAGCUGGAGCAUCGAGUGGUUCAAUUCAACGGGAAAGACGCCUGUUACUGGUGACCGCGACAUCCCAUUCCAGAAUCUACUAUUUAAGCGCGAGCCCCCUUGGGUCCAAGAGGGACAGAGUAACCUCCUCACACUCGUUGCUCACUAUGACAGCAAAAUCUCACCUGAAGGCUUCAUCGGAGCCACAGACAGCGCAGCACCAUGUGCCAUCCUCAUGCAUGUAGCGCGUACCGUCGACCAUUAUGUCACGCAAAUGUAUGACGAGAUGAAUGCACUUGGUGAAGGAGGAACUGUGCCUAUGGACAUGGGUGUUCAGAUUCUGCUGCUUGACGGAGAGGAAGCGUUCUUGCAGUGGACAGAAACCGACUCGCUUUAUGGUGCCAGAGCUCUUGCCGAACAUUGGGAAUCCUCUUACCACCCAGCUAACUCAUUCUACAAGAACCCGUUGGAUCAAAUUAGCAUGUUCGUACUCUUGGACCUUCUUGGAUCUGCCGAUCCUACGAUAUCCUCUUCAUUCCUGCCAACGCACUGGGCCUAUCAGGCUAUGGCUGCCAUCGAGCAGCGCAUGCGGAAGCUCAAUCUACUCGAAUCUACCCCAAAGGGACCAUUUCUUCCUGAUGCUGAGAAGGUGGUUUCGAAGUUCAGCCGCGGGAUGGUUGAAGAUGAUCAUAUCCCCUUCAUGCGCCGCGGUGUACCCAUAUUGCAUGUAAUCGCGACACCGUUUCCGUCUGUCUGGCAUACAAUUAACGAUGACGGAGCGCAUCUCGACCUGCCUACCGUACGUGAUUGGGCACGCAUUGUAACCGCAUUCACCCUGGAGUGGCUAGAUAUGAUGGAGGUUGAGCCAAAGGAUGGGACUCCCAAAGAGGGAUAAUAGGUGCUUCAGUUCGCUUUUCGGAUCAUGUUGCUUAGCUUGGUCGCUGUUUCGAAUUAUUGAUCCUUCAUGGAAGCCAGAUAUCAUGUGCAAAUCAUCGUUUACGUCAAUUCAAGACAUAUUAUUCGCGAUAUGAAUACUUUUUCAUUUAGCCCCCUAUGGAAAGAAAUGCCAACUGCACCGUAUGUUACAUUGUAUCCGCAUUCAAGCCAUACAAGGGGACAAGCAAGAGGACGGGAUCCCUAUCACAUGUGAAACAGGUCAGUGCUCCUUCUACACCAUCUUCUGCUCGGUCAUUGUCCGUGAAGUAUCUUUCUUGAUACCUAUGCAAAGACAGUCUACGUGGAGCCACUCGACAGCCGACGUAGGUGCUACAGCACCUGAGAGUGUAAUGUACUGUAGGUCGCCAAGCAAAGCUGCAAUCUUAGAGAAGAAUUUACCCGGCACUACGACCACAUGGCAUCUAAGCUUUCUCCACCUUGGCAAGAUUGGAAACUAGAUGUAGCCCUCGACGUUAAGGUUGGUCCUUGUCGGAUCUAGUGUCUUGGGCUUGCGCGUCGUUGAAGGCUUUGCGCGACUAAUGCGCUCAAUGUUCCGGCAUUCGCUCUCGUGGCAAACAGAUCAAUACAGAAUGUUCCUUAGCACGUUGUGCGGCACCGAGACAGUUUAGCAUCA